Adineta ricciae is the source of this 1075-nucleotide messenger RNA. Lineage: Eukaryota; Metazoa; Rotifera; Eurotatoria; Adinetida; Adinetidae. The record is from the annotation of a GenBank genome assembly.
AUGAAUAAUAAUGAUCAUUGGAGUCCGAAUCAUUUCGUUCCUCUAAUGUCGGCAAGUAUACGGCAUGAAUAUGUUGGUGGUAGUCAAAUGAAAUUGAUUAACAAAACGCCUGAAAAGAAAACAACGAAGAAUAAUCACAAUUCUCAUGUACGGAUUCCUGAAUUUCAGUCUUCACCUAGUAGACGUUUACGCAGUGAAACUAGCACAAACAGUGAUCAUGUUGAAAUCGUCAAUUUAGAUACCAUGGAACAAAAUGAAAUGAAAAGGGAAGGACAGCAUCCAAUGCGACUUAUCACUCUGGAAGAUCGUGCUCGUUUGAGACGAAAUAAACGAAGUCAAUCGAAUAGAACUAAUAAAAAAUUGGAUGAAUUGUCGAUCGACAGUACUUUCGUUCAUCAACAAGAUAUCCAUGAUCAUGCAUAUGGAAAUAGCGGCUAUAUAUAUCCUGCUCAUAACUCGAAGAAUGGAAUCGAACGUCACGAUAGUGCCACAAAUAGGAACAAAAUAAAAGAUUCUCUAACUUGGCCAGCACCCGUAUCCAGUGAAUUAAAAGAAGAAUGCUUAAAACAAUUUCUUCAACAGAUGUCUAUGGACAAUCUUGCUGAAGUGACGUGUGCAGUCUGUAAUGUUCGUAGUUCAAAACAGCAAUGCAAAAUAGUUCCAACUUCGACAAUAUCUCAUAAGGAUCUGCUCAAGGUAUCUGAUGAAUUAAAAGGUUUAAUUACAAAUAUUCAACUAUCAAUUCCAAAACAUUUUACUGGAUCUCCCAUUCAAAAUUCAUUACCUUUCUAUUUUGAAAAUUAUAUUGUUCUUUAUAAGAAUGGGGUAUCUCAAGAUAACGAGAUAGCUAUGUGUUCGAUUUGUCAAAAUUGUUCUCAUGCUCUUUCCAAAGACAAAAUUCCAAAAUUCUCAGCAGCGAACAACAUGUGGUUGGGUGAUAUACCUACCCAGUUGCAAGGAUUAACAAUCCCAGAACAAAAGUUGAUCUCAUUGCAUCGUCAUAAUAGUUGUGUGAUAAAACUCCACUCACCUUUUCAUACAGCAACAACUGCACAGGGGGCGUUGAAAGGCAAUU